AAUCUGGUUAAACUUUACCCCGGUAUGGAGAAUGAGCGGAGGGGAGGGUUGAAGUGUGUGUAGCUGAGUGUGUUGGGGAUUGUAUAUCUGUGUGUCUCUUUGUGUGUGUGGACAGACUCCGCAGGUUCGUGUAGAAACAGCAGGAAUCCGCAGGGAUGUGUUGGUUGCUGUGGGUGCUCGGCACCUUGCUGGCUCUCUUCUGCAGCCUGGAUGUGUGGUACUUCCUCCGAAUGGCGGCGGUGAUCGCCCGGUCCUGGUUCCAGCCUACGAUCUCGGAUGUCACAGCUGAGCAGGUGGUGACAGGCCGGGUCACUUCCAAUGACAUCACAGGGUGCCACAUGAACAACGCUCGUUACCUCCGCGAGUGCGACUUCGCCCGCUUCUCUCUCUACACACGCAACGGCGUGUUCAAGGCCGUGCGAGCCCUCAGAGCUUCGAUGAUGGUGGCGGCCACCACCAUCCGCUACCGAAGGGCUCUGUGUACCGGUGAGGGCUACGAGCUGCGGAGUCAGAUCGUUACUUGGGACGACAAAGCCUUUUACCUGGAGCAGAGAUUUGUGUCAAAGAAAGACGGCCUGGUGUGUGCCGUCAUGUACUGCAAGCAGAGUGUGAUCCGCUGCAGCCCGGACCAGAUCAUGCAGCAUCUUUGCAAGAGGAAGGUGCAGUGCCCUGAGUUUCCAGAGGACCUUCAACACUGGGUCAACUUCAUCUCAGCCAGCAGCCAGGCCCUCAGGGCAGAGAGCGGACUGGAGGACAAGAACAAAUAAAGCUGUGAACAGUUUGGUGUUCUGUGGGGCAGCUUAUUAACAGGAUUCAAAGUCUUCUGAGAGAAAUAUUUGCUGCUGCUGGCUACUUGACUGUAACACGCUUGUGCCUACUUCACUCUUAAUCAGAAUCAGAAGUAUUUUAUUGCCAAGUAGGUUUACACCUACAAGGAAAUUUGCUCUGGUAAUUGGUGCUUACAAUUAACAUAGAAACAUUAAAACGCAAUAACAUAAAAACGCAAUAAAUACAACAUACAUAGGAAAAGCAAUAAAAAUAGAAAACCAGUAUAUAUUUACUCACUGUUUACUUCUUAUUUACUCACUUUUUUCCAAUAUCUAUACAAAUUAACAUAAAUUUUGACAUAAACAAAUAUAGAGCUUGACAACACUAAAAGAAA
Messenger RNA from Pleuronectes platessa (European plaice), 1162 nucleotides. Its product is annotated as protein THEM6. NCBI's taxonomy places the organism in Eukaryota, Metazoa, Chordata, Actinopteri, Pleuronectiformes, Pleuronectidae. The transcript is spliced from 3 exons. The coding region runs from base 156 to 767 and encodes 203 amino acids. The record is from RefSeq and is a predicted model, not a curated record.